UCUCCUUUAAAAAUUAGUAAUUUAUCGAACUACAUAUCCGUUUGUGGUUUUUAUAUUUAUAGUUGUUGUUAGACCCUACACACGUUAGCAUCUCCCUGCGUUUGGCAUACACACCGGUGAGUCUCUUAUACCCCCUUUUCUCCCCUGAUUUUCCCAACCCUGUUGGCCUCAUCCCCCCCUCCCCAACUCCCAGUUCUUGUGACUUGUUACAUCACAAGAUAACACCCCUGUUAUCAAUCACAUAAUUCCCACACGUGAUGAGCUCCAAGUCAGCCGCCGCCAUUCUCCAACGGCAGUUUCGAGACUUGACGGACCCCAAAAGUGGGAUUCCUUCUUUUCAUAUUGAGUUGGAUAAUGACAACAUCUUUUUGUGGAAUAUCGGAAUCAUCGUUUUGAACCAAGAAUCGGUAUAUCAUGGCGGAUACUUCAAAGGACAAAUGAGGUUCCCCAGUGAUUUCCCGUUUUCUCCUCCAACCUUUAGGUUCACUCCUGCUAUCUAUCACCCUAAUGUUUAUAAGGAUGGUCGCUUGUGCAUUUCAAUCUUACACCAAGGAGGUGACCCCACUUCUGAUGAGCCUGAAAAUGAAACUUGGACCCCAGCGCAGACGGUCGAAAGCGUGUUGAUUUCGAUCAUCUCGUUGUUGGAAGAUCCCAACGUUUCGUCUCCUGCUAACAUCGAUGCCUCGGUGGAGUUGAGAAAGAACCCGGAGGCCUACAAAAAGAAAGUAUUGCAAGAAGUUGAAAAGUCCAAGAAAGAUAUUCCUGAGGACUUCAUAAUGCCCGAGCUGGAAAUGUACGCCUUUGGUAAUGGGUCUUCUUCCAAUAAAGAUAAUGAACAUGAUCAAGUUGAUGAAGAUUUUUGGUACGACACUGAAGAAGAAAGUUUUGAUGAAGAAAGCUUGAUGGAUGACAUGGAAAUGGAAGAAGACAACGAGGACGAUGAAGAAGAAGAGAAUGACGACGUUGAUAUCAUGAGUAAAUGAUCAGAGAACUGAGUGAUUGUUGACUGCCAACGACCAAUAUCCAUAAUCACAGCAUUAUCUAAUAUAUUAAUAUAAACAACUUUAACUGAAGCCCUCUAGUCCGGUGUUCAACGCCUCUGUUAAGCCGUCUAAUUUGGCCUUGGCUAUGGCAUCGGGUAACGAACUGUCGUAUAACACCACCACAUACAUUUUGUUUUCUUCAGUUUCCUGGGUCAACUGGAGUUUGCCCAUCACAAGCCGUAACUCGCUGUCUACCUUCACAAGGCACCAGGCUUCGCGAGAGUCGUAGUUGUUGAAUGCAAGUAGCAGGUAUAUUUUGAUGUUAUCGAUUGUGAGUUGCGAGUCAGCCUUGAUGACAGUGCUUAAAGGAACACCUUUGCUGGAGAGUAACGACACCGAGAUGGGUGCCGCCAACGAUGACUCCGUCUGUGAGGGUGAGCUGCUGGUCACCGGUACUGGCUUGAGUCCUUGGCACAAUACACGAGAUAUUUGUUUCAGCUGGAGCAUCUGGUGAGUGGAUGGAGAUUCAAUUAUCUAUUUUAGUGCGAUAGUGCGUAGACGGUGACACUGGAAAGACUUU
This is a messenger RNA of Yamadazyma tenuis ATCC 10573, 1563 nucleotides long. The record is from RefSeq and is a predicted model, not a curated record. NCBI's taxonomy places the organism in Eukaryota, Fungi, Ascomycota, Pichiomycetes, Serinales, Debaryomycetaceae.